AUGGACCGUCCUGAGCCAGGACUGCUGAAGUGGUCGCCCAAUGCGAGCCGUGACUCUUUUCUCCAUCUCAAUCUGCAACACAGGGUCGUCCAGCUCUAUGAGCCCACGGGCCACGCGCACCGCGGGCGCUUCGACUAUAGGAAGGUCUCAAAACACGAUGAUGUGCCGCCCUUGACCACUUAUGACUGGUCGCCCUCAACACCCGGCUUGGUUGCCGUUGGCACAUCCACCGGUAUCGUCAACUUGCUGAGGGUCGACGACAGCUCUAAUGCAUACAUGGAACUGGGCCUUAAGGUAGCCCGAACCUGCUUGGCAGUUGCUUUCAACACCACCGGCUUGCUUGCUGUCGGACUGGACAGAGUACGGAAUGACCAGUGCCUGCAUAUAUGGGAUGUCAAUCGCCUUUCCACCAUUCACGCCUCCGGGUCGGGGUUUUCUGCCAGCACAGAGCCCUUCAGGGACCCCUGGAAGCGACUCGAGCACAAUGCUUCCAUCUCCAGCAUCAAAUUCUUCGAGGACAACCCCCAAACUUUGGUCGUCGGAAUCAAGGGCUCUGGCCUACGACUCCAUGAUCUUCGAGAAGGGAAUGAGGCGGUUGUUACUUUCCAGACCAAGAACAAUAACAACCUCGCUAUCGACUACGCAGACCAGAACUAUUUUGCUUCCUCGGCUCUGGACUCACCAGGGGUCAUGAUAUGGGAUCGAAGAGCACUCAGCCGCAACGUAGCCACUCCGUCAUACCUGGAUGCCGUGGACACGGACGAUAUGCCCUUCGGCGGCGCCCUGAAACUCGAUAGGGCCGUGGACAUGGAGAGUGAUCCCCAGGCCAGGGCCGACAGGAAUUCUUUCAUUCGAAAACUGGCCUACUGCCGCGAUCAUAGGGGCAUGUUAGCUGUAUUAAAGUCAAACGAGAUGGACAACUUCUAUUCGGAAGUCGACCGGAAGAAUGAACGCAUCGUCUCGUUCGACUGGCUCACCAUGCCAUCCGCUGCAUUGCGGCCGAGACUCCUGGUGCUCCGGGCAAAUGGUGCAUUCGAGAUACUCGAGGUACCGUCUUUUACUAGGACAUACCCAUACAAGUUAACCCCGUGGCAGGCACCAUAUAGGGGUAUAGCAGAGGGAAGUUCAUAUCAUAGCAUCAUGAAGUUCGAUACUAGUCAAACCAUCGAUACAUUAGGGCCCUUCUUUGUGGAAAAUGCGCUUUCCGAAAUCCCUAUCUUUGGCAAAGAAAAGGCUGAUGUUGGUGCCAUAGCUGAGGAAGCCCUGAGGACCUACGCUCCGGAAGAUGACCUAUUGUUGGAUGAAGCAGCAAGCAAAGUCCCUCUUCCCGAGGCUUUUGUCCGCUCCAAAACUAUUGCAGAGAAGCUACAGUCAUUGAGGGCAUAUAUUCAGAGUAUUACCAGCUCAAAUGAAUCUGACUCUGACAAACAAUUGAAGAAGCUGAGCGGGAUCUCGUUGGAUCCGUCGUCGAGUUCCUCCAAUCGUUCGCUUCACGAGAGUCUUCUCAAAUCUACGGUGGAGCUCACUGGCUUCCCGAAAGCCGCUCAAGUCAUUUUGGAUCAUGUCAUGCUCUUGAGAGCGAAGGAGAAAUAUCUCUUCGACUGUCGUGUCAAUCGUGCUGUCGUCGCCGACGACCCUUGGCUUAAGGGCGUUUGGGGCUGGAUUGGAGGUGAAAGACCGAGUUCAAGAAUCAUCGAGGGCGCACCUCAUGUUGGCACAACAGUUUGGCAGCGUUGCAUAAAUGGAAUAUGCAAACGACGUGGUUUGCACAGCUACGACGGUGUCGAUACCAAGAAACCUUAUCACCGUCAAUUAAUGUUGGACAUCUGUCUGUGGGGAGCGUCUGCCGUCUCGGAAGACACUGUGGAUAUAAGUGGUAAGAGCAUUGAGAAAGCGUCCUUCUGGUAUACCAGGAUGACUGCACACGCUCUUUUCAGGGGUGACUCUGAGGGAGCAGUGCGGAUUCUCAAGGACGCCAGCAAGGCACAUCCCGAGCUUCUUUUUGUCUCUCUUGCUCUUCAACUUGUUAGCAAGGGAAAUCGGGAUAUGGCAGCUGAGCAAUUGGAUUUCGACGAGGCCGUCGCUGCGAAGACUGACCCCUACCUUCGCGCAAUUUCGUCCUACAUUGCAACUGGGGACUGGGCGACCAUAGCGAACCAGAGAUCUCUUCCCCUGCGCGACCGCACAUUCGUGGCUGUGCGCAACUUUGGCGAUGAUCGACUGACUCAAUGGCUCGCCGCCGAGGUCGAGGAGGCCAUUAGUGAAGGAGACAUCGAGGGUAUUGUACUGACGGGUAUCACGGAGAAGAUGGUCGAUAUUCUGGCCAAGUACGUCGAGAAAUUCCACGACAUACAGACGGCCACGCUGAUAAUGUCGUUCUGCGCGCCCCGCUACAUCGAUGACCACCGGUGCACGGCAUGGCGCAAUGCGUACCGCGCAUACCUGCAGCGCCACAAGGCCUUUUAUCAGCGCACCAAGUUCGAGGUUGAGAGCACCAAGCGCAGCAAGCGAGACGGACGCCCUACGAUCAAGGCACCCUCGCGGCAGAUCGCGCUACGCUGCGUCUAUUGCGACGCCGAGACUUCGCUCCUGCGCGCCUCGCCGGCGGCGCCCCUCACCGGUGGACCGGCAUCCGGAACGAUCCCGGGGCCGUUCCACAACGGCAGGGGCGUUGUUCCCAACCCGUACACUGAGAAGAUGGCGACGCCUGGGAUUGCUUGUCCCAACUGCAAGAGGCACCUGCCGCGGUGUGUCGUCUGCCUCGAGGUGGUGGGGAUCCCUAGGUCGGACACCCCGGCGGCGGCAGUAGAACCGGAGGUGACCAAGUUGGCCUCACGGUUCCCUACCUUCUGUCUCAAGUGCGAGCAUGUCCUCCAUUUGGAUCACGCGAGGCAAUGGUUCGCUCGGCACAAUGAGUGUCCUGUCCCUGAGUGCCGGUGUCGGUGUAAUUUCAGAGCGAACCCGGAGUUGAAUUACCGUUGA
This is a messenger RNA of Diaporthe amygdali, 2982 nucleotides long. RefSeq lists its product as uncharacterized. The record is from RefSeq and is a predicted model, not a curated record. Bases 1 to 2982 code for a protein of 993 amino acids. Gene Ontology annotation, molecular function: protein binding. The transcript is spliced from 5 exons. Gene Ontology annotation, biological process: positive regulation of TORC1 signaling. Lineage: Eukaryota; Fungi; Ascomycota; Sordariomycetes; Diaporthales; Diaporthaceae. Gene Ontology annotation, cellular component: cytoplasm.